AUGGAUUUUGCUUUUGGGAAGGAUGAUGUUAUUCAUGGACGCCAUGAUGUAGAAAGGGCUUUAAAGUUCAUCCAGAAGGGCCAAGCAAUCCAUCAGGCAGUAGAAGCACAGUUGGAACAGAGCCAAGCAAAAUACAAGGCUCGCCAUGACAAGCAUCGCAUAGAUCAUCAUUUUCAGGUUGGUGACCGUGUUUGGUUACAUAUCAGCAAGGAAAGAAUGCAAGGUGAAGGAAAGAAGUUGAAGCCAGUCAGAUAUGGUCCUUUUGAGAUCUUGGAAAAGAUCGGUACCAAUGCCUUCCGCCUUAAUCUUCCUCCAUACAUGCAGAUUUACUCGGUUGUCAAUGUUGAGAAUCUAAAGUUGUAUGAACCUCCAAUGAUCUUGGAUGAAGACACUGACAUACAGGUUCCAUCAGUUGAUGAUCUCUCACUAGAGUACAUGUCAGAGUUGUCAGAAGAUGUUAUCCUUGACAAGAAUGUCAGAACGUCACGAAGAGGACCAAUUGAAUACCUCCGAGUGGGACUUAAGGGGAUGCAUCCAAGAAAGGCAAGAUGGAUGGAGAUUGGUAAAGUGAGGGAACUUUACCCUCACUUAAUUUCCAAGUAA
This is a messenger RNA of Cryptomeria japonica (Japanese cedar), 603 nucleotides long. RefSeq lists its product as uncharacterized. The coding region runs from base 1 to 603 and encodes 200 amino acids. NCBI's taxonomy places the organism in Eukaryota, Viridiplantae, Streptophyta, Pinopsida, Cupressales, Cupressaceae. The record is from RefSeq and is a predicted model, not a curated record. The transcript has a single exon.